Messenger RNA from Lathyrus sativus (Indian pea), 1407 nucleotides. Lineage: Eukaryota; Viridiplantae; Streptophyta; Magnoliopsida; Fabales; Fabaceae. The record is from the annotation of a GenBank genome assembly.
AUGAAAGGUUUUAGAGAUUGGGUUUUAUCGCAAAUAGUUUCCAAAUCAUUGGUAUCGCCCACGCCGUUAUCAGGCGGUAAUGGUUUUUACGAGGAAGACCGUCCCAGUGAAGAUCUUAAUGAGCAAGCUCCCACAGCUAAUAGUGUAGCAUUGCCGAUUCCAUCUGGCACAUCAAACUCUUCUGCCAAUCAGAGUAAUCAGAGUAAUUCCACACCGCAACAAGUUUCAGAUGUAGAAAUUUCUCAAUCUCAAGAUAGCGGUAAUGGGAGACGGAAGGAUACUUUGGCAAAGGUUGAGGAUCUCCAAGUUAAGUUUUUCCGCCUGCUCCAGCGCCUCAAUCAGUCAAAAGAAAACCUCUUGGUUACAAAGGUUCUUUAUCGGAUGCACCUGGCAACUUUGAUUCGUACCGAAGAAUUGGAUCUGAAAAGAGUUAACCUUAGUAGCAGUAGAGCCGGAGCAAUAGCAAAUCAUCAGGAAGCGACUGGGAUUCCCCAAUUGGAGUUCUCCUGCAGAAUACUUGUCCUUGGUAAAACAGGAGUUGGUAAAAGUGCUACCAUAAACUCUAUUUUUGAUCAAGAAAAAGCCACAACUAAUGCUUUUCAACCUGCUACUGAUUGCAUCCAAGAAAUUGUGGGAACUGUAAACGGGCUUAACAUAACGUUUAUUGAUACCCCUGGUUUCCUGCUUUCAUCUCCCAAUAGUGUGAAGAGAAAUAAGAGGAUCAUGCUGUCUGUGAAGAGAUUCAUUAGGAAAUCUCCUCCAGACAUCGUUUUAUAUUUUGGACGUCUUGAUCUUAUCAAUUCUGGUUAUAGUGACCUCCCACUUUUGAAACUCAUAACUGAAGUAUUUGGUAGAGCAAUCUGGUUCAACACUAUCCUAGUCAUGACUCACUCUUCCUCAGCUAUUCCAGAAGGACCUGAGGGAUAUACUGUUAAUUAUGAUUCAUAUAUAUCUCAAUGUACUAAUCUAAUACAGCAGUAUAUACAACAGGCAAUGUUAGAUUCAAGGCUUGAAAGCCCUGCACUUUUGGUUGAGAACCAUCCUCAGUGCCCAAGAAAUAUUACGGGGGAGAAAGUUCUUCCUAAUGGACAGGUUUGGAGAUCUCAACUCUUGUUAUUUUGCAUUUGUACCAAAGUUCUGGGCAAUGUAAACUCCCUCCUUAAGUUUCAGAAUGGCGUAGAACUAGGACCAGCAAAUAAUGCCCAAGUUCCUUCUCUGCCUCAUCUUCUUUCGUCCCUGUUACGUCAUCGCCCUGUAUCCAAUCAAAGUGGAAUUGAUGAUGAAAUGGAGGAAAUUUUACUUUCAGACAAGGAAGAAGGAGAUGAGUAUGAUCAGCUUCCAUCCAUACGAAUAUUGACAAAAUCCCAGUUUGAAAAGUUGCCCCAUCAACAUAAAUCAAAGCAGUAA